GUAUCGGCUCCAGUUUUCCCUUCCAGAUCUCCUUUUGGCACAGUAAGGGCUGUCAGGAUACUGUAAUCAGCAAUGGCUGCAGGCUUUGAGAAAGCGUGCCACCGAUGCAUCUCAAAAAUUGCCAGCAAUGCUUGUUUCAUUGUUGGACUUCUUGCAUUCCUAACAUUACCAUUGUCUAUGGCUUUUACAGGAAUGAAGUUUUUAGAUGACUGCCCAGUCCAACCGUUGAUUCCCUUAUAUCUGCUUGUGGGUGGUGUGGUUGGCAGUUUGAAGGUUGGUCUUCUGCUCGUUGACUCCACCCGGAUGAGGCAGUUGCUUUCCAAAUCAGUAAUGAUUGAUGACGAUGAGGACGAUGAAUAUCCAUGGAGGCAGAACGCUCACAAAUAUUACAUCCAUCUGGCCCUCAGCCUCUUCCUCUUCCUCUGGUUCAUUCUGGGGAACUACUGGGUGUUUUCGGUCUACCUGCCCAAUUUCAUCCCGCCUUUCCAUCACCCCCAGGAUUACUGUGAUAAAAUCCUGUAUGUUUUUGCGGUUGGGGUGCUUGCCGUUAGCCACACUGUGCUGGUUUUCCUGAUCUUCUGCAGCCUCUGUGUAUAUUGCUGUUCUAGGCAACAAUAUGCUGCAGGGGAGGAUUAAAAAGCCAUGGAAAGUCAGCUGCGGGACUAUUAGAAAAGCGAUAUAGAAUAGAAAGAGGCAAUCCUGGUGUUUCCUGGUCACGUCCGCUGUGCUCACCCUCCAUGCACACGGACUGUAUAUGACUAGCAAACGCCGCUGAGGAGAGUGAGAUCUGU
Rhineura floridana is the source of this 791-nucleotide messenger RNA. It is a transcript of the gene TMEM272, whose product is annotated as transmembrane protein 272. The record is from RefSeq and is a predicted model, not a curated record. The coding region runs from base 73 to 636 and encodes 187 amino acids. NCBI's taxonomy places the organism in Eukaryota, Metazoa, Chordata, Lepidosauria, Squamata, Rhineuridae. The transcript has 5 exons.